This is a messenger RNA of Nilaparvata lugens (brown planthopper), 4695 nucleotides long. It is a transcript of the gene LIMK1, whose product is annotated as LIM domain kinase 1. NCBI's taxonomy places the organism in Eukaryota, Metazoa, Arthropoda, Insecta, Hemiptera, Delphacidae. The transcript is spliced from 14 exons. Bases 124 to 2274 code for a protein of 716 amino acids. The record is from RefSeq and is a predicted model, not a curated record. Gene Ontology annotation, biological process: actin cytoskeleton organization; protein phosphorylation. Gene Ontology annotation, cellular component: nucleus; cytoplasm. Gene Ontology annotation, molecular function: protein serine/threonine kinase activity; protein binding; ATP binding.
ACGAUGAUAGUGACAGAGACAGAGACAGAGUGCCUGUUCGUGAAAAGAAUGGUGGAUUUUGUCUUGUCGUUUACUUUACUUUGAUUAUGGAUUUAAUUAUUUCACAAUUGGAUUAUUUGUAAUAUGAAGAAGAAAAGUAUGAGAAUGGAAAGUGCAUCGAAUAAUGAUGACGGGCAGUCGUAUACCCCGGCAGUAUGUGCUGGCUGUUUGAAUCUCCUGGAUGACGAUGAUGAAUUCAUCGAUGCUUUGGAUCAAGAAUGGCAUACCGAAUGUUUCAGGUGCUCAGCCUGCGAUGCGGCCUUGUCAAACUGGUACUUCGAGAAAGAUGGCAUGCUAUUUUGCAAAAACGAUUACUGGUCAAAAUACGGCGAAUCUUGUCAACAUUGUGGGCAGAUUAUUACAGGGCCGGUAAUGGUAGCAGGUGAUCAUAAGUUCCAUCCCGAGUGCUUUUGUUGUGCUUCAUGUGGCGGCUUUAUUGGUGAUGGAGAAUCAUAUGCACUUGUUGAACGGUCAAAAUUGUAUUGUGGAGUAUGCUACAAGCGGCAGAUGCAACCAUUGGUGAAAACAUCUAAAACGCCCUUUGCCAGAAAGCCUCAUUCGAUCAGAUUGGUGGAGUUAGCACCCACUACUAGCAGCUCCAGAGGAAUCAAGUUGAGUGUUGAAGCUUGUCCAAAUUAUCCAGCUCUCAGGAUCUCACAAUUCAUGGCGAACAUUUUGACCAAAGUGAUGAAACUGGCAGUCACUGUGCUAGAAGCUGCUUUCAGUUUUUGCUGUCUUCUAUCACGUUAUAGGUUAGAUGUGAACAAUGAUUUAAUGUCUCUUCACAUCGGAGACAGAAUUCUGGAAGUGAAUGGAACGCCAGUCAAGGAUCAAUCUAUUGAUAACAUAGAAAAUCUCAUCCGAUACUCAGAUUCAGUGCUCCAGCUAACAAUCGAACAUGAUCCGGACGCAUUGAGCCGGCGAAGACCUGGCUUUGCACCUGCAGCUGUAAUUGCACCCAAAUCAGCUGCGACCGAUGUAGCUGAUAAAGAAAGGAAAGAGCUGUUCAAGCGAAGAGAUGAAGGUUACAUCAGUGGCGGGUAUGGGUCACGCUGCUCCAGGCAGUUGAGGCGUGGCAGGGACAAGGAGAGAUCAUCCUCCACUUCUCGUCUCUUGGAAGGGUCCCCACCUUCUGGUCGCGAUGGGUACGAUUUGUCACGAACUAGAUCAUUCCGUGUUGAUCCGAAAAGCCAGAGGAUUUUCAGAGCUUCAGAUCUGGUGAAAGGUGAUCUUCUCGGUCAAGGAUUUUUCGGCCAGGUCUAUCAGGUGACCCACCGCGACACCGGGGAAGUCAUGGUGCUCAAAGAACUCUACAGGGUCGACGAAGAGGCGCAGAAAAACUUUUUGAAAGAGGUUGCCGUUUUGCGAAGUCUCCAUCACGACAACGUUUUGAGGUUCAUUGGUGUCCUCUAUAAAGAGAAGAAGCUGCACCUUGUCACAGAGUUCAUAUCUGGUGGCACCUUGAAGGCUCUCAUCCACGACCUGAGUGAGCCCUUGCCCUGGGAACAGAGAGUCAAUUUUGCUAAAGAUAUAGCUGCAGGCAUGACUUACCUACACUCCAUGAACAUAAUUCAUAGGGAUCUCAACUCGCAUAACUGUCUAGUCAGAGAAGAUAAAACUGUUGUGGUUGCCGAUUUCGGAUUGGCGAGAAUCAUUUCGCAAAGUGACUGCGACCGCGGAAGAGUGAACAGAUGUGGUGUGAUCCAGAAUCCACGGCGUGUAGUGCCCUGUGAAGGCAGAUCUGUGGCUGGACAAAGGCGAUCCGAACGAAAAAAGCGUUACACCGUCGUGGGAAAUCCCUACUGGAUGGCACCGGAAAUGAUGAAAGGCAACAAGUAUGAUGAAAAGGUUGAUGUAUUCUCUUUCGGCAUUGUCUUGUGUGAGAUAAUUGGCAGAGUUAAUGCGGAUCCAGAUUAUCUUCCAAGAAACUCGGAUUUCGGGCUCAACCAAAAUGUUUUUAAGGAGAAGUUUUGUGCGUCGUGUCCACAACACUUCUACAAGAUAGCUUUUCUUUGUUGUGAUCUCAACCCUGAUAAAAGGCCACCUUUUGAAGUAAUGGAAGUUUGGUUGGAAGGAUUGGCAAUGCAUCUCUCAGUCGGUAGGCCCUUGCCACAUGAUCUCGAUUAUGACAUAAAUCAUUACUCAGGUGUUUCGAGCUCGUCGAUUGCUGGGGAGUCAGUUCCGCUGCCAAUUCUGCCUUGCCUGCCACGAUCAGUUGAAUCAACUGCUCUCUAACUUCAAUCAUUUCAAGUUUGAGUUUUCUUUCCAUUAAUUAUACUUUGCAUUCCACUAGAUGUUCCACUAGAUUCUGGAAAUAACUACUUGACAAUUUAAAUAUGCACACAGACAUAAGUUCUACAACUGAGACCUAAACUUAGUUCUUAGCCACACUAAGCUGUUUGGCUGAUUGGGUUGACGUAUCGAGUGAGGUUCCAAUUUAAACUGUAGAAAAACAUUUUUAUUUUAAUGAAUUUCUCAAUUACAUUCCAAAUCUUACAUUCAACUGAUAUUGUAUCUUAUAUCAUUUUGAUAUUCAAGAGACAGACUGAGGCAGAACAUUCUAAUUGAUCAAGACAGUUUGAAAUCAAUUUUUCAUGCCAUAGUUAUUCUAUCAUCCAAAACAUUCCAAAAGUUCAAUUCCCUGUAUUAUUUUGGCAUGUAACUUUAUGAAAACUUGCAGACUUACUUUUACAUCUUCCUCAUUUUUAGUUUUCUCGUACAUUUCGUCAAGUAGUUAUUUCGGAAUUAAUUUAAUAUUAUUUAUUUGUAUGUGCAAUUUAUUACAUUAUGUAUUACAACUGAUCUGGUGAUUUCCAUUAGAUAUUAUAAUAGUACCGUAUAGAAUAAUUUCAGUAUAUGUAGGCUACUACAUUACGAUACUUUCAUAGAUCAAUAUUUAGGCCAGUUGAUGUAAAAGAUUUGUUAUUCCUGUUUGUAUAUGUUGCCAGAAUGUUUUCCACUGAAACCAUACCUCUGAAUUUCAAUAUGUUGUACGAAAUAUUUUUUUCAAUUUUCAUAGCUUUGAGUUUAAUAAAUAUGCAUGACAUCUAGUCAACUCAUUCCUAUCAAUAUUUUUAUCUUUUCCACUUUACUUUGUGCUUUUUAGCACUGCUUUUCCAAAAUCUAUAUACUUCGGUACUUAAUUAGUUUUUGAUAUUCAUUAUUUUUUAUUGUUGAAAUUUUGUAAACAUUCCAAGCUCCUUUGUAAAGAUGCAUACAGACUUUUAGAACACGCGCAUUUCACUUUUCAUCAGCUGAUGCUAUUCUUAUUAUAUCUGUAGUUGUACAUAAUCAGUAAGAUACAGGUAUAGUACGCAUAGCAUCAGAUGAUGAAAUAUGAAAUGCGCAUGCUCGUGACGCAUAAGUCUGUACGCACCUUCAGGUUUAACUUGUAGACACGAGUAAUAGGCUACGCAAACUAUGAAAUAAGAAGAUUUGGAUCAGCUGUCUUUAAGCUCUAUAUUUUUCAAAGUUUGCUCUAUAAGUUCAAAGUUCUAUAUUUUGUGUGUAAGGGAAUUACACUUUUGUAAUAUUUACAUGUCCAGUACUAGACAUUUGACAAUAGACAUUCCUUCAAACCUUACCUCAAAUAAUGUUUUAUCAUCUAUGUUAUUUGAAAGUCAAUCUUAAGCCACAAAUUGACAUCACCAGUUCAGUUUGCAUUAUUCUUCUAUAGUUUGCAAAAUUCUUUGCAAACAAUUUAAAUUGAUUAAUGUUUUAUCAUCUAUGUUAUUUGAAAGUCAAUCUUAAGUCACAAAUUGACAUCACCAGUUCAGUUUGCAUUAUUCGUCUAUAGUUUGCAAAUUUUUAUGCAUACAAUUUGAAUUGAUUGCUCCAUUCUAUUCAAUUUUAUAAUAUAUAUUUUUUUUAAUUUGUGUCUUAGAGAAUGCAUUGAAUAUAUUUUUUUAAUUUGUCUUAGAAAAUGCAUUGAAUAUUUUUUUUAUAUGAGUUUAUUCACAUGCAUGAGUAUUCAUUCGAAGAAAAUGAAAAAAAAUCAUUUCCAAGAGGAGUAUAUUUGUUCAAUUACUAUUGUUAGUAUUUAAGAGUUGAAAGCAUAACACCUUUUAAAUUUAGUUUUCCAGAAAACUUUUGUCAUUUGUGAGAAUAGUAAUUUAGUUGAGACACUAUUUCAUCAACGGCUCUCAGUGCUUAGUCUUCAACAUGGGAUUUUGUAUCCAAAUUUCAUCAAUCUCAAAAAUCAUUAUCUUGAAUUAACUAUUCGUUUUAUUGAAUACAUUAUAGCACAUCAUAUCAAACAUGCUUGUUCAUUGAUCUGUUUGAGAUACAAAUCAUGUUUAUUCAUUCCAAAAUACAUUUUUCUGUUGAUAGACAAUUAAAAUAUAUUUAAUAUUGAUAGAGCUUCCAUAUUCACAAAGCUAAAAGGUGUUGUCGAACCUAUAGAAUCUCAGUGGUGUUUGACAAAAUACUGUGAUAUAUCUACUUAAUUGAUGUAUACCUGUACAUUCAUUAUGUAAAUAAUAAUUUGUUUAGCUUUCAGUAAGUAGAGUUUAUGGAUAGUUAACUUCAAUUUUAUUGUGUACAAAGUGCCUACUUAACAGUUAGCGUUUAAUUUUUUAUUCAAACGUUAUGAUUUUGCAUAAUAUUAGUAAAGUUGAAUGUUGAAAUGCAAUAAAUUGAUACAAAUUUUAUCCUUCA